Messenger RNA from Candida albicans SC5314, 705 nucleotides. RefSeq lists its product as uncharacterized. The record is from RefSeq and is a predicted model, not a curated record. Bases 1 to 705 code for a protein of 234 amino acids. The transcript has a single exon. Lineage: Eukaryota; Fungi; Ascomycota; Pichiomycetes; Serinales; Debaryomycetaceae.
AUGCCACCUAAACGAAACCAAAAAAGUAAGCUUUCACUUUCAAAGACAUUUGAGCAAGUUGAUGAAGAAAUCGAAGAUGAAAUUUUUGAGACAUACUCGGAACUAUUAGGUGAUGAAGUAGAGAAUCAAGAUGUCACUUUAAGUCAACUACCACAAAUACUCAGUGAUUUGAGAAUUCCCAAAUGCUUUACUAAAGAUAUCGAAAAGUGUAUUGACUACUACUACGAUUUUAUCAAAGACAAAGAUGUACAUUUAGAUCCUUUGAAUACGCGUCAGCAAAAUACGUUAGCAAUGAUACAUUCGUAUACCGUAACUGCCGGAAUUAAACAACUAGACGAGAUAAUUGACAUAUUAGACGUGGAAAAACUACUAUAUAACCUCAAUAGAUUGAUCAAAUUUCGAAAUAAUUAUCUGCAUAUUCGCAAGAGUUGGCAACUAUUUGUCAGUACUGCUGCUGACUCAUCUGCUUCAGAAACAUACAAGUUGACAUUCCCAGAUUUGAAAAAAAUUAAAACCAGCUUGAAUCUAGAUUCUGAUCCAUCCACCAAAGCCCCUUUGAAUGACACUUUUUUGAUUGAUAUGUUAGGGUGUUGUUCACAUGAUUCAAAUGGGAAUUUACUAAAUUUCGAUUUCGAGAAACAAGGCGCGUGUGUUAACAUAAAGGACUUUGCUGAAAUAUUAGGACAAAUUGGUGAGUUAGACUAA